AUGCUUGAGGCAGUACUUGCGAUUCUCCGUGGCGUCCGCAAUGGCUCAUUCUACGGCACCAAGGUUCGCGCUCCGCACGCGCUGGUUAUGAUUUUCCUCUUCCAAAAAGGCUCUAUUCGCGAGAAACUGCGUGGUAUUAUACGCUUGACGUUCGAGCACAGUACAAACCUGGCACUUUUUGUGGGCGCAUACAAAUCAGUGCUAGAACUGCUACGCGCUCAUGAUCGACAUGUGCUAGGACAGCACGUGACGACGGACGUUGGAAAGCCCAGCGCACACUGGCACGCAGCUGUGGCCGGCGGCAUCGGCGGCUACUUAAUCUGGGGCCGCUAUUCCGGCGUGAACUUUCAAAUCAUUAUGUACUUAAUGUCCCGCGUUCUUAUCAGUUUCGUGCGCGCGCUGGCGGCCAAGGGCUACAAGCCGUUUGCACAGCACCACUUCAAGCAUGUGUAUCCACUGCUGGCCACCGUGGUCUGGGCGAGCGUCAUGUGGCUGUACGAGAACGAGCCCCAGACAUUGCACCCGUCGCUGCUCAAGAGUAUGCAAUUCCUUUACGAUGAAUCGUGUCACUGGAAAGGCGGCAUUGUAGACUUCCUUCCGUCGCCAGCGACAAGUGCUGUUAUACUGCUGACAUUUUUGCGGAUGUAA
This is a messenger RNA of Peronospora belbahrii, 648 nucleotides long. The record is from the annotation of a GenBank genome assembly. Lineage: Eukaryota; Oomycota; Peronosporomycetes; Peronosporales; Peronosporaceae.